This is a messenger RNA of Siniperca chuatsi (mandarin fish), 6533 nucleotides long. It is a transcript of the gene phf14, whose product is annotated as PHD finger protein 14. The coding region runs from base 130 to 2775 and encodes 881 amino acids. Lineage: Eukaryota; Metazoa; Chordata; Actinopteri; Centrarchiformes; Sinipercidae. The record is from RefSeq and is a predicted model, not a curated record. The transcript has 17 exons. Gene Ontology annotation, biological process: regulation of transcription by RNA polymerase II.
UCAAACUUAACUGUCCCCAUGGCAACAACAUCCAGUCGUCCGUACGUCACUGCUGUGUGUUCCAUUGUCCACAUACCAUGCUGCUAAAAGGAGACCUGCCUUGUUCCUUGUAGUAAAUACGAGCUACAGAUGGACCGCAGUUUGAAGCGCCGGCAGGUGAAGCCACUUGCUGCCUCUCUCUUAGAUGCCUUGGAUUAUGACAGCUCAGAUGACAGUGACUUUGAAGUGGGAGAUGCCUCAGGAUCAGACGGCACAGGCAACGGCAGUGAUGAGGAAGGUUCUAAAGCCAGUGCUGCAGGCUCAGAAAGUGACUCAGACAACGCUGGUUCUGCAGACGAUGGUAUAGAUGAAGAGGAGGCAAAAGACUUGGCUGCUGAGGACAACUUAACGGAAGAUGAGGAGAAGACCAAACAGCAGCCUUCCUCAGACAGCUCCACCAAAGACACUCCCGCUGUUACCCCACCCAAAAGCCGACGCAAGAGCAAGAAAACUUCAGAGUCUGAGCCUGCUGUAGCUGCUGGCACUGAAUCUACCUCAACGUCAGGGUCUGGCAGCGUGAACACAGAAGAGUCUCAGGCCGAGCCCAAGAAAUGGAAUUUCCGCAGGAACAGACCCCUGCUGGACUUCACCACUAUGGAAGAACUGAACGAGAUGGAUGACUACGACAGUGAGGAUGAUAACGACUGGAGACCCACAGCAGGGAAGAAGAAAGGCAAAGCAGCUGCUCAAAAAGGAGGGACUGAGGAAGAGGACGGUGGCAGUGCUAGUGAUGAUGACGACGACGAUGAUAACGAUGAUGAUGAUGACGACGACGAUGAGGACGAUGACAAGGAAGAUGAUGAUGACAUCAACAACAGUAGCAGUGAUAGUGACAAGGAGGUGAAGAAGCCCAAGAAGAAGGCUAAGAGCACCAAUGCUUUUGAUGAAGAGCUGACUAAUGACAGCAUGUCCCAGGGAAAGGGCAAUGAGGAUGCCUUGCUGGACCGUUCCCAGACCUGGAGCACUCAGCACAUCCUCAUCUGCUGCGUCUGUCUGGGAGAUAACAGCGAGGAUGCAGAUGAGAUCAUCCAGUGUGACAACUGUGGGGUGACCGUGCACGAAGGAUGUUACGGUGUGGAUGGCGAGAGUGACUCGAUCAUGAGCUCUGCCUCAGAGAAUUCGACAGAGCCUUGGUUCUGUGACGCCUGUAAGAACGGAGUGACUCCCAGCUGUGAGUUGUGCCCCAACCAGGAUGGCAUCUUCAAAGAAACGGACGCCGGGAGAUGGGUGCAUGUGGUUUGUGCACUUUAUGUUCCCGGAGUAGCAUUUGGAGACAUAGAUAAACUACGACCAGUAACGCUCACAGAGAUGAAUUAUUCAAAAUAUGGGGCCAAGGAGUGCAGUUUCUGUGAGGACGUCCGCUUUGCCAGGACCGGUGUCUGCAUCAGCUGUGAUGCAGGAAUGUGUCGCUCCUAUUUCCAUGUCACCUGUGCACAGAGGGAGGGACUCCUGUCUGAGGCUGCUGCAGAGGAGGAUAUUGCUGAUCCAUUUUUUGCAUACUGCAAACAGCAUGCUGACCGCUUUGACAGGAAGUGGAAAAGGAAGAAUUAUCUGGCCUUACAGUCUUACUGUAAGGUCUCUCUGCAGGAGAGAGAGAAACAGCUUACUCCUGAAGCUCAAGCCCGAAUCACUACUCGCCUGCAGCAGUACAGGGCAAAAGCAGAGCUGUCCAGGAACACUCGGCCUCAGGCGUGGGUUCCCCGGGAGAAGCUGCCGCGACCUCUGACCUCCAGUGCCUCAGCCAUUAGGAAGCUGAUGAGGAAGGCGGAGCUGAUGGGCAUCAGCACCGACAUUUUCCCUGUGGACACAUCUGAUGCCAACGCCAGCAUGGACGGACGCAGGAAACACAAGCAGCCUGCCCUCACGGCAGACUUUGUCAACUACUACCUGGAGCGGAACAUGCGAAUGAUCCAGAUCCAGGACAACAUCUCUGAACAGAAGAACUUAAAAGACAAGCUGGAGAGCGAGCAAGAAAAACUGCAUGUGGAGUACAACAAGCUCUGUGAGUCUCUGGAGGAGCUUCUGAAUGUGAAUGGAGAGCUGCGGAGUGAAGGCCAGGCCAUGUGGACUCUGCUGGGGGGCAUCCUGGGCCAGAAACUAAACACCCCAGCUGUUCUGAAAGCCCCAAAAGAGAGGAAGCCCAGCAAGAAGGAGGGAGGAACCCCAGGGAAGUCAUCCAGCCUGCCAGCAAUCCUCUACAGCUGUGGCAUCUGUAAGAAGAACCAGGACCAACAUCUGCUGGUGCUGUGUGACACCUGCAAGCUCUACUACCACCUGGGCUGCCUGGAGCCGCCACUAACACGCAUGCCCAAGAAGACCAAGAACAGCUACUGGCAAUGCUCCGAGUGUGACCAGGCCAGCAGCGAUGAGGCCGAUAUCGCCAUGGAGACGCUACCUGAUGGCACCAAGAGGUCCAGGAGGCAGAUAAAGGGGCCAAUCAAAUUCAUCCCACAGGAGAUGUCGCCAGAGCCCAAGAAACAUCAAAGAACCAGAGGGCAGAAGAGGAAGAGAGUUCCCAUCUGUGAAGACAGAGAAGAUACAAUCGAGGAACCACUGCCACGGGAACGCCGACAACGGCAGUCUGCAAUGCAGAAAAAACCCAAAGCUGACGACACGAGGACUGAGUGUACAACCUGCAAAGGACCAGGUGACAACGAAAACCUCGUGAGGUGUCAGGCAUCUAAUAACCAGGAUUCUACUUUGACAUUGGAAUUCUGUGAGAAAAUAAAAAAUUAGAUCACAGCAGGCCCCUUGUCAGCACAUUGUCAUGUGAUGAAUCUCUUGCACAAAAAUGUUCUCAUCAGACCAGAAUUCCCUUCAUGAAUUUCAUAUUGUCUGUCCCAAAGUGUCAUGGGCUCAUUGUAACGUGAACGAGUGUAUAACUUUUUGAAUUGUUAUGUUGAAACAUAACUAGCCAUUUUGAUCAUGACACUCUAACCCCAUAUUUUUACAUUCUACUAGUUGCUUAAACAUAAAUUCUCAAAUAGUGGCAGGAAACCUUUAUUUGAAACAGGCUUGUAUUAAAGGCAUUUAUUAAAUUUUGUCCCUUGUUUUUAAGAAUGUUUUAUUAUUUUAAUAGGACUUCUCUCUCAUUUCUGAUCUGCUCCUGCUUUAAUUUGCUGUUGAUAAUUCCACACUUCCUCCAUCUUUACCUGUUCAAAUUCAAAGUAAUGUACAUUCUACAGCACAAAUUCCAUUACUGCAACAACAGUCAUGCCACACUCAUCACUCAGCUACUAGUUUUUAUUUUUAAAAGAAAUACUAUUCUAUACUAUAAAUACUACUCUAGUCACUCACUACUUCAUUUCAAUCGCUUCUUCUUUGCUGUUUUUUCGAUCGCUGGGAAACUAUUGUCAAUGAAACUCAGUGCUUCCUACACAGAUUCACAUUCCUGCAAUUUAAAGAACAUAAUCCCUCUAGCGCUUAAACAAUUAGUCAAUCACGAAAAAAUAAAGUACUAUUUUGUAAACUAUUUUAAUAAUUGUGUAAUAAUUUAAGUCAUUUUUCAAGCAAAAAUGCCAAAACGUUUUGUGAAGGCCUUAUUUUGGGCUCUAGGAAGAUUUUCACUGUUUUCUGACAUAUUAUAAGCCAAACAAUUAAUUAAUCAGGAAAAUAAUCAAUGAUGAAAAUGAUCAUUUCAGCCCUAAAUCCCUCCUUUUCUUGGUAGGCUUUUAAUGUAAUACACAUGCAGAAAGUGUUGUGAUCCAUUGACUUUGCCGUGAUUAAAAAAAAAAAACAACAGCAAAGUAGAAUCACUUGGAAUUAUUUUGUGAACGUAUUCUUAUAAAAAAGAGCAGCAGAGUGGUGAGUAUGACCUGACUCUGUUGUUGUACUGAUGAAACUAGUGCUGUCAAAAUGUACAGUAUGCUGAAUUUAAGAUGUAAGGUAGGUAAUUUCACCACCCACCAUACCCCCAAUAUUUUUACCCGCUCUUUGUUAGCAACUCGCCUUUAUUUGUCCGUGCAGGCUUAUUAUUUGAAACUCGGCCAUUUUUGAAUACUGGCAUUUAUUCAAGAAUGUACCCUUUUAACAUAUUUUAUUUUGCACUGCUGUACAGAACAGUAUGUGUAGACAUCUCUGCAGUAAAAUCUUGUACUGCUUUUUGAAAAUUAUACUAUGUCCAUGGCAAGAGCAGUAAAUAGAUAAAAGAAAAAGCUCAAUACUUGAAGUUUUUGUGUUUCAUUUGUCAUGCUCUUGAGGCAGUGUUUAAGUUGUAAGGGUUGCUAGUCGGGGUGUGAGGUGUGCUGCCCUGACUCUUUCUAUCUUUGCAUUGCACAGGUUGUGAGAGCCGGGGCAGCCACCUCACCUCCCAUAAAAACUCGGGACAGAUGACCUUUGGCUUAGAGACAGAGAGAGGCAAAUUGAGGCGUUUGAAGAAUGGUGCUCGAGUCAGGCUGGAGAACAAGACUGUCACGCCGCCCCACAACCACCCCUGAUCCAAACUGGACCAACAUCUGUCCAAUGAAAAUUGAGCAGAAUUGUCUGAAUCUAAAACAUUGAGUUUAAAUGCUGAAGUAUUGAAGACAAUAUUUUUGAUGUUAAUGUUGGACUCUUGGUAACUUGGUGGAUUCUUUUUGUGACCAAUUGCGGCUCCAGUUGCAUCUAUGCAAUUGUCUGCAUCUACAAAGUUUUGAUGCAGGCAAUUGAAAUUAGAAAAAGUUAUGUAUUUUUACAAUUGAUGUAUUAUCCAUUUUGGUAACAUUAAACAAAAACAAGUAGAGAAUGACUAUAGAGCUUACCAUCGAGCCAACUGAUGGAUGCAACUGUUCUGAAUUUAAUUUAUAUGGCAUUGAGUCCUGGUAUCGGAUGAUAUUGUGUCAUUACUUUCUUGUGAUGUAUUUCCUUUAGAAACAGGAUGUUAGACAAUGAGGGAUCUCUCAGCAGAAAUCACAGUGGAAAUCAGUUUGAUUUGAUAAGACAGGAAGAAAGGUGGAAUUCUUAAGUUUUUGGAUGGUUAGUGUAUACCCACUAAUGAAGCAUGAAGACCACUGAAGAUGCACCGUUUUCACAAUAGCUCAAGUGCCCGUUUGUGGGAUCGUUAAGAUGGUGUUCAAAUCUGGUAGAAUAAGUUCGUCGUGGCAACUGAGCUUCCCUCUGUAGGCAACGAGUGGAAGACUCUUGGCUUGUUGAUCAUGUUGCUCACAGUGUGGAAGCACAGAAAAGACAAAGUGCUAUAACAGGCAGAAUUUUUGCAUCUCCUGACUUAGGAUGCUAUCCCAAACAAUUCCUCUCUAUGCCUCUAUGUGCUCGCCUGCAUCCAGGAUGUAUGUGAAUUCUUUUAGAUCAAGAACUUUUUUUUCAUUGCUAUUAGGCUGGUGCUCUGCACUUUUGACCUCCCCAUACGACUUCUCAUCAGUACUAAUCAGUAUUAUUGAUUGAAGUCAUCUGCCACCCAGUGACCCUGAGUAUUUCAGUGUGAAUUUGGUUAAUUGCAAAUGCACUUGAACCUAGGCUUUCCCAGACUUGAGUGUUGUUUUGUUUUCUAAGUAAAUGGAGGACCAGAAUUAUUGAGAAAAGUCAGUGUCGUGUAUAGAAAAGCCAACUGUUUCUGGUGUAUCAAGUGUAGCAGUGAAGUAAUGCUACUCUAAAGCAUCUGUAGUAGAAACAAACUAGGGUAGUUAGCAGUAAUAGCCCUUAAUUAUUUGUCUAAAUGUCUUUAAUGUCUUUAGUCAUUUAGAAGUCUUCCAUAUCUUGAAGUGACAGUUACACUGACACUUUCUCAGAAAGAAGCCCAGCUUUGUCUCCAUGUCCCUGGAGGCCCAUAGUCAGUCCUGUCAAAACAGCAGCUGCUUGCUGCUCUGUCAGGGCUCAUGACAAGUGUCACAUUCUGCCCUCAUAUGUCACUCUGUUGCCUAUCCAGGGCCCUAUAUGCAUGCUUUAGGGAACAGUCAAACCCUUGCAGUUUACUGCUUUUUGUCUCUCUGGAGUGUGUCCAAAAACAACACCACACUGGGUUUGUCUCAUUGAGAUGAGAUCUCGGUGCAGAAUGACUUGCUGACUCCCGACCAGUCCUUUCCCAUCAGUCAUACUCAGUCAGUCUCAAAGACUGCUUGUCAGUUCUACAAUGCAUGGCUAUAUCUAUUUACUCAGAUCUGUACAGUAAUUUAAAACUGAAAAUAAGUGAUGUGGUCUUGUAGAAUUUGAAUGCCAGGUAGCUCUGUAGUGUGACAAUGUGUACAGUAUUUAUGAAGAGGCCCAUCAUACAUGUCUUUUCUUUUUGUGCCUACAUACUUGAUUAUAUAUCAUAAGCUUGUGUUGAACUUUGAUUUGUGAUGUAGUCUUAAGUGACAACCAUAUUUUCUUUUAAUUGCCAAACAUUUGUUUACGACGUGCUUUGAAGGGCAUAUUUCUGAUUAAUUGUGUACUGUAUUAUUGUGAUACUGUAUGAAGUAAGAAUGUGAAUGUUGCUGCUGUUGUGUAUGUGUCUCAGCCUCUGGCCUAUAGCUCUUGAAAAUUAAGCGGAGCUUUAAUAAACUCUUGACUUUUUCACCUUA